Mugil cephalus (flathead mullet) is the source of this 888-nucleotide messenger RNA. It is a transcript of the gene myl6, whose product is annotated as myosin, light chain 6, alkali, smooth muscle and non-muscle. The record is from RefSeq and is a predicted model, not a curated record. Gene Ontology annotation, cellular component: myosin II complex. Gene Ontology annotation, molecular function: structural constituent of muscle; calcium ion binding. Lineage: Eukaryota; Metazoa; Chordata; Actinopteri; Mugiliformes; Mugilidae. The coding region runs from base 139 to 594 and encodes 151 amino acids. The transcript has 6 exons.
CUAGGGAUGUAACCUAUUGGAUGUAACUACCUAGCUGGAGCAAGCUAGCUGGAGCUGCUGCUAGUGGUGUGUCCUCCUCACGGCGCCCAGAAGAUCCAAGACCCUCGACUGUCUGUCCUCUAAACACCAAAAUCAGAUAUGUCUGACUUCUCAGAGGACCAGAUCAUGGAGUUCAAGGAGGCCUUCCUUUUGUUUGACCGCACGGGUGAGGGGAAGAUCACCUACAGCCAGUGCGGUGAUGUGAUGCGGGCCCUGGGACAGAACCCAGUCAAUGCUGAAGUGCUCAAAGUCCUGGGAAACCCCAAGUUAGAAGAGAUGAACCACAAGCUGCUGGAUUUUGAGCAGUUCCUGCCCAUGCUCCAGGCCAUUGCUAAAAACAAGGACCAGGGCUCGUUUGAAGAUAUCGUUGAAGGCUUGCGUGUCUUUGACAAGGAGGGAAAUGGCACAGUGAUGGGAGCAGAGCUGCGUCAUGUCCUCACCACACUAGGUGAAAAAAUGACAGAAGAAGAGGUGGAGACUCUUUUAGCAGGACAUGAAGACACCAAUGGAUGCAUUAACUAUGAAGAGCUCGUCCGGGUGGUGAUGAAUGGUUGAGGAUUUCAGAAACACACUUACAGCUUUAACUUUAUUUGUUUCUGAGUUGUUGUUUGUUUUGCAAUCAUUUCUCUUCUUCUUGUCCUUCCAUCUGUUACAUCCUACCUCCAACAUGUACUGUAAUGUUACCUUUAAUGUCUAAUGUGAAGAGACUCUUCUAUCUGAUUUCCUGACACGCAGGCACAAUCAGUCAUAGUAUUCCCAUUAGUCUUGUUGUCAUCAGCAUUUUUUUAGUUUUUUUUUGGAUGGUUAACGUUCCAAGUUACUUGAAAUAAAAGUAUUAAAUAAAAAUCA